AUAAAAAAUACAACCUCACGUUGUGUCAAUCACGCUUACACACUGCCUCCAAAAUUUUUGUCCGUGAAAAGAAAAUUCGGAUCGGGUGGGAUUUUCUGCAUUUUUCGCCUCCAUAGCCAGCAUGUUGUGAGUUUUUUUGACAAUCAGAACCACCAAAUUUUGAGGCUGACGAUUACGAAAAAGCGCAUACGAAAAUGUUUCACUCAUUGUGCAAAGGCCUUUAGAUUAUGUGAUGUCAUUGAUCGGUGCAGUGAUGUAAUUGCCAGGUGUAGUGAUGUCAUUAACAGAUAUCCUGUCUGUUCCGACCCUGCAGCCUUGAAGGCGUGCCCGCCAUGUGACAAUGAGCUGAAGGCCGACACCAUCAUGGAGCAUUACUGUGCCAGCGACUUUGCUCUGAGGAUGAAGAUCAAGGAGGUGAAGAAGGAGAGAGGCGACAGGAAGCUGAUCGCCGCGCCCAAGAAGAAGAAGGUGCUGAAGCAGGGCGUGCUGCGGAAGAAGGACCUGAAGAAGCUGACCCUCUACAUCAAGAACGGGGCCAACUGCCCCUGCUCGCAGCUGGACAGCCUGGCCACCAACUUCCUGAUCAUGGGCCGCAAGGUGGACCAGCAGCUGCUGCUCAUGUCCAUCCACAAGUGGGAGAAGAAGAGCAAGGAGCUCAAGUUUGCCAUCAAGUACAUGAAGUCCCAUCAGUGUCCCACCUACCACACUGUCUUCCAGUGAGGCUCGCUCGGGCCCCCCUCAUGCCAUUCACCCUCUCAUGCAGUCGCCUUGGCCCACAGCCAGCCAAUCAGCCAGUUAUCCUCUCCCACAGCCAGCCAAUCAGCCAGUUAUCCUCUCCCACAGCCAGCCAAUCAGACAGUUAUCAGUUAUCCUCUCUCACAGCCAGCUAAUCAGCCAGUUAUCCUCUCCCACAGCCAGCCAAUCAGCCAGUUAUCCUCUCAAACAGCCAGCCAAUCAGCCAGUUAUCCUCUCACACAGCCAGCCAAUCAGCCAGUUAUCUUCUCACACAACCAGUCAAUCAGCCAGUUAUCCUCUCACACAGCCAGCCAAUCAGCCAGUUAUUUUCUCCCACAGCCAGCCAAUCAGCCAGUUAUCCUCUCACACAGCCAGCCAAUCAGCCAGUUAUCCUCUCAAACAGCCAGUCAAUCAGCCAGUUAUUCUCUCACACAGCCAGCCAAUCAGCCAGUUAUCCUCUCACACAGCCAGCCAAUCAGCCAGUUAUCCUCUCACACAGCCAGCCAAUCAGCCAGUUAUCCUCUCAAACAGCCAGUCAAUCAGCCAGUUAUUCUCUCACACAGCCAGCCAAUCAGCCAGUUAUCCUGUCACACAGCCAGCCAAUCAGCCAGUUAUCCUCUCACACA
Molecule: messenger RNA, 1361 nt
Organism: Hypomesus transpacificus
Lineage: Eukaryota; Metazoa; Chordata; Actinopteri; Osmeriformes; Osmeridae
Product: secreted frizzled-related protein 1-like
Exons: 2
Molecular function (GO): protein binding
Source: RefSeq, a predicted model, not a curated record